This is a messenger RNA of Macroventuria anomochaeta, 1173 nucleotides long. RefSeq names its product Phosphoenolpyruvate/pyruvate domain-containing protein. Lineage: Eukaryota; Fungi; Ascomycota; Dothideomycetes; Pleosporales; Didymellaceae. The record is from RefSeq and is a predicted model, not a curated record. Gene Ontology annotation, molecular function: aldehyde-lyase activity. The transcript has a single exon. Gene Ontology annotation, cellular component: cytoplasm. Bases 287 to 1102 code for a protein of 271 amino acids.
UUUGCAUCCCGACAUCGUCGGCAUCACAAGAGGAGCCAAGGUGCUCCUCAUGGCCUGCACGUCGAGAUGCAUAGCGGAGCAGCUGAGAUGGGACGGCAGACAGGCGCUGUCAUGCUACUUAGAUGGGCGUGUCGUCAAACAACACUAACAUUACAUCUGCCUUCUCAUCAUUCCAUUCUCAUUCUCGACCUGCCUUGACGCUGUUAUUUGUAGUCUCUAGACCUCAAAGUCCUCCUGCGAUUCUAUCGACGACUACGGUCAACGUCGACCUACUUCACCACACACCAUGGGCUACCCUACCGCACAAACGACGGAGAUCCAGAACCCUCGGUUAAGGCUCUUGAAUAAGAUUAGAGCUGGAGAGUUCCCGUUGAUGACCUUUGUUGCGAUCCCAUCCGUUCGCCAGGCACAGAUCGUUGCAUUGACAGGUCUUGAUGGCAUUAUCAUCGACUGCGAACACGGUCAUAUUGGCGACGACGCCAUGCACAACUCAGUAGCUGCGAUAUCAGCCCUCGGCGUGUCACCAGUCAUUCGAAUCCGCGGACCGGCACACGACAUCCUCAAGCGUGCCCUUGAUACCGGGGCACACGGGAUAAUGGUCCCUCAAAUCAACAACGCAGAAGAAGCCGCACAAGUUGUCGCGUCCUCGAAAUUCCCACCACAGGGUGUUCGUGGCCAGGGCUCAGCAUUCCCAGCUAUCGGUCACGGUCUCACAACACCUGAAUACAUGAAGUCCGCCGACCAGACAAUAAUCACUAUGAUCCAGAUCGAGACACGUGCCGGAGUGGAGAACGUCGACGCCAUCGCCGCUGUCCCAGGCGUUGACCUGAUCUUCAUUGGACCCAACGACCUCGCGCAAUCGCUCCUUGGCUACACUCCCGCGCGAGGUGACGAGCCAGAGUUCGUUCAGGCUGUUGACAAGAUCAUUGCUGCUGCUCGCAAGAACGGUAAAUGGGCAGGAAGGAUGGUCAACAACGGCACCGCAGCGAAGGAAGCGAGGGAAAAAUACGACACCGUUGCUAUCACUGGUGACACAAAGGCUAUUCAGAACUGGUACAUGGCGGAGUUCGAGAUUGCGAGGUCUGGUGUGGCGCAGCCUUAGGUGUUUGCAAGGAUGUAGUGGUAGACGGUUGGUGGAGUGAGAUAGAGACCUAUGGUCAGAUGAGUAUGAGC